Messenger RNA from Brassica rapa (field mustard), 1990 nucleotides. RefSeq lists its product as uncharacterized. The record is from RefSeq and is a predicted model, not a curated record. Gene Ontology annotation, cellular component: outer membrane. NCBI's taxonomy places the organism in Eukaryota, Viridiplantae, Streptophyta, Magnoliopsida, Brassicales, Brassicaceae.
AAAUUAGAAUUAAAUUUUGCUAAUUAUAACCUUCAACGACAUCGUUUAAUAACGUGCUUGACAAGGAGGAUAAAAGAAACCCUCUGAGCGAUCCAGAGGGUUACAUAAGACUUCUUCUAGUUCUAGCCGUCGUCAAAUUGUAUUUCUCGAUUUGCCCGAGAACCCGGAAUCCAACUCUCAGCUGCUUCCCUCCGUGUCCCAUGGCGAACCCGACCGAAAACCUCGACCCGAAUCCACCAACCCGAGAACCAGAAGACGAACUAGAAGAACUGAACGGAGACGAAGGAGAACUAGAAGAAGAGGAGGAAGACGAAGAGGAUACAGUAUCCAACGCGUACAGAACCAAGACGGAAUCGCUCUUCCGUCGCAUGAGAUCCGCUCCUGUGCCUGUGCGCGUUCACGACGUGAUCGUGAAAGGAAACAGCAAGACCAAGGACCACAUCAUCGAGGCGGAAGUGGAAGCUGUGAUCAGGGAAGCGAACACGUUGCAGGAGCUUCUAGAAGCCUCUAGGGUUGCCAAUUCGAAUCUCCGAGCGCUCGAUAUCUUCGAUUCCGUCAACAUUACGCUCGAUUCCGGUCCUCCUGAGCUUCCCGGUACAACCAAUGUGGUUAUCGAAGUCGUCGAGAGCAAACACCCUCUCACCGGCCAAAUCGGCGCCUACACUAGAGCUGAGGCUAAGUCAUCAAGCGUUGAAGCAUCUUUGAAGUACAAGAACUUUUUCGGGUAUGGAGAUAUAUGGGACGGGUCUAUGGUCUAUGGACUCGACAGCUCUGCUGAGGUUGGCUUGGGGAUGUAUCUCCCUAGGCUCAAAGGACUCCCUACUCCUUUUAGCUCUCGUCUUUACCUCUCGACGCAAGACUGGCUUAAGUUUUCUUCUUAUAAAGAAAGGUCUCUCGGACUUUCUCUCGGUCUUCUCUCUAGCAAGUAUCACGAGCUUGUCUACACUGUCGCGUGGCGUAGCCUCAUAGACCCGUCUCGGUUGGCUUCAGAGUCAAUAAGGAGGCAGCUGGGACAUAGUCUGCUUUCUGCGUUGAAGUAUACUUUUAAGUAUGACCAGAGAGACUCUUACCUGAGGCCGACGAGUGGGUACGCUUUCAGUUCUACUUCUCAGAUCGGUGGUCUUGCCCCUGAUAGCAGAAGCCUACGGUUUUUCAAGCAGGAGAUUGAUCUUCGGUGUGCUGUUCCUUUAGGGUUUUACCGAGCUGCUCUAAACUUUGGUGUGUCUGGUGGUGUCUCGUUUCCGUGGGGAAGCGGAUACAGGAACCGCGCUUCCUCUGUGCCGGAGAGGUUCUUCUUGGGUGGGAACUCAUCGCCUGUGUGCUCUUUGAGUGGGCCAUCGGCGCUGUGGGGGUUCAGUACCAGAGGACUCGGUCCCAACGAGGCGAGGAGGAAGGGUGAUGUUGAAAGAGAUUUUGUUGGAGGAGACGCUGCGGUGACUGCGUUUGCGGAUCUCUCAUUUGAUUUGCCGGUGAGGUGGUUGAGAGAGAGAGGAGUACACGGUCAUGUGUUUGCUUGUGCGGGGAAUACGGCAAAGCUAACGGAGAAUGAGUUUAGAAACUUGAGUGCUCCAAAGUUCAUGGAGACGUUUAGAACUUCAGUUGGUGCUGGGAUUGUCUUACCAGUUAGUCUUUUCCGUAUGGAGAUUAACUACUGCCAUAUAGUGAAGAAACAAGAACAUGAUCGAGCAAAAUCUGGUUUUUUCCUGACAUUCUCGGCCUGAGGAAUUUAUAGUUGGAAGAAAGCUAUCAUCAGCCUUGCCGCAAUUUCUGGCAGAAUCUUCAGUUUCAGGCAGUUUGAUUAUUAUCUUAUCUGAUAAAUUUUAGAAAAGAGUUGAUUCUUUUGCCAUGUUUGCCUCACGAGGAAUGGAUUAUCAAGUUUCUUUAAAAAAACUCAAGUUUCUUUGUACUCAUUUACAUAGGUUAAAAGAUUUCAAGUUCCUUUGGUUUUGUAAAAUUGCUAUUCUUAUUUACAAAGGUUGAAAUUUUUGAA